This is a messenger RNA of Tetranychus urticae (two-spotted spider mite), 2219 nucleotides long. It is a transcript of the gene Art4, whose product is annotated as arginine methyltransferase 4. Gene Ontology annotation, biological process: chromatin remodeling; peptidyl-arginine methylation, to asymmetrical-dimethyl arginine. Gene Ontology annotation, molecular function: histone H3R2 methyltransferase activity. Lineage: Eukaryota; Metazoa; Arthropoda; Arachnida; Trombidiformes; Tetranychidae. The record is from RefSeq and is a predicted model, not a curated record.
UUUUCAACAAAGACCAAGUAUUUAAUUUUGUAACCUUUUUGGUUAAAUCAAUUCGUUUAAUAUUUAUUUUAUUUUAUUAGUUAUUUAAAUCGAUUGAAAUGUUUUAUAACCCUUCUCUAUAUUUGUAAUGAAACGGGUUAACUUCGACGUGAUUGAUUAACUGUAUGAAAAUUUUUGCCUGACUCAUUUUUUUCUCUGUCAUCAAGUCCUAGGAUCUUAUCCGACACACUCAAAAAAGUAUCCUUCUAACCUCAUCAUAUACUAUUGUACAUCUUAUAUUAGAAUUGUAUUCUCAAGAUCUCCAUCAUGGGCACCAAUUAUGCAAAUGUAAAUGUUUUUACCGUUACCGAUGAUAAGCAGCUCAUCAAAAAGCCGGGUAAUCCAUUUUAUGUCAAACUAAGUGAUGAACAGGAUAAUCUUUUGAUUACACUGAAAAAUAGUGAAACCAGUUUAAGUGAUAAAGAUGAAGAUUAUCCAUUUUACAAGGAUUCAGAGAUUUCAAAGUUCGGUAAUGACUCUCUAGUAGUACACAAUGGUACCAUUACCUUUGUCCUUCAAUUCGAUAACUUACAAGAAUCAACCAUGUUUAAUAAAAUUCUCACGGAUUUUAAGCAAGGAGUUAAGGCAUCAGUCUUUUCACAGAGAACUGAUGAAGCCUCAGCUUCUCAGUAUUUCCAGUUUUAUGGAUAUCUUUCUCAACAGCAAAACAUGAUGCAAGACUACAUUCGUACAUCUACUUACCAAAGGGCCAUUCUGGGAAACACUGAUGAUUUUCGGGAUGCAGUUGUAUUAGAUGUUGGUGCUGGUUCGGGUAUAUUAUCUUUUUUUGCUGCUCAAGCAGGUGCACGAAAGGUUUAUGCAGUUGAAGCUAGUUCAAUGGCUAAACACGCUGAACAGUUAGUCUUCCAUAACAAGUUACAAAAUAAGAUUGUUGUCAUUCCCGGUAAAAUUGAAGAGAUAACUCUACCAGAGAAGGUUGAUAUAAUUAUCUCUGAACCGAUGGGUUAUAUGCUGUUUAAUGAACGUAUGCUUGAAACUUAUCUUCAUGCUAAAAAAUGGCUCCAACCUCAAGGUAAAAUGUUUCCAACUCUUGGAGAUCUUCAUAUCGCGCCUUUCAGUGACGCAGCUCUCUACAUGGAACAGCUCAACAAAGCCAAUUUUUGGUAUCAAGAAAAUUUUCAUGGUGUUGAUCUCACUGUUUUAAGAACAGCUGCUGUUAAAGAAUACUUCCGUCAGCCAGUUGUUGAUACUUUUGACAUCCGAAUUUGUAUGGCGAGGUCUCAUCGAUUUACAGUUGAUUUUCAAUCAGCCUCAGAGACUGAUCUUCACCACAUUGAAAUUCCUUUUUCUUUUGUAAUGCUACACACAGCUGAUGUUCAUGGUCUUGCCUUUUGGUUUGAUGUUGCUUUCAUUGGUCAAAAUCAAACAGUUUGGCUAUCUACAUCUCCUACUCAACCUUUAACCCAUUGGUAUCAAGUUAGGUGUCUUGUUGAUACACCUAUUUUCUGCCAAGCUGGACAAAUUCUCACCGGCCGAGUUGCUUUAAGAUCCAACAAGCGUCAGAGUUAUGAUGUUGACAUUGAAUUAAAUCUAGAAGGAACCUUAAGCCGAGCCACUAAUUCAUUAGAUCUGAAAAAUCCCUACUUCAGGUACACUGGACAAACGCAACAACCACCGCCAGGAGCUCAUGAAACUUCUCCAACUGAACAAUAUUGGCAAUCAUUGGACAAUAAUCAAGUAAUCAUGAAUGGUAAUUCUGGAGUUGCUUUCAUGGAUAUGUCAGGCAUCCACCCUAUGCCUCAAACAUCAGGGCAAAUUCCACCUGCCAAUGUUCAACAACAACAACAACAACAAGGCUCAGGAAAUCUAAACAUGAUGCCACAACAACAGGCACAAUUGUCUGCUUUUAAUAAACCAAUCUUUCGAUAAUAUCAUUAAAAGUAUUUGUGUUGUUUGAUCAGACGAGAUUGAACGUUUAGAUCAAUGGGUCCAUCAAAAAAAGUUAUAUCGUGAAAAUCAAUUGGGUUGAUUUUGUAAACCACUAAACAAUACAAAUGGUAAAAACGAAAGUGUACAAUCUAGGCAAAUGUUGAAAUGAAACAACUGAAAAAAUCGAUUACAUAAAGAUCAGUUAUCUAAAGAAGCCGAUCCUAAGUUUGUUUCUGUUUUCAAUGUAAUCAUCCAAAUUAACAAAUUUAGUUAGUAAUGGGUCAAGAUAA